UGGAGCAGUGCUACCUUAACUACAGUCAAACUGCUGCUAUAUCACUGAUUGCACUUUGAUCAAGUUUUCUUGCUAACCACAGACAGCCAGGUAACUGUUGACUGGACCUGACGAUAAAGUAAAUAUUUUAUAAGUUUGUUUUGUGUGACACUGACGCGACAUGGUGAGGAAGCGGGUCGUUAAACCGGAUGAUGAAGACCGAACGGCUGCCAAAGUACAGAAGACGGAGAGGAAACCGUCCAGAAGGUGGUUGAAAAGAGGCCUAUUGGCCCUCUUUGUCAUCUUUAUUUUGGCGCCUUUCUUGCUGACAAAACUUCCAGAAUUAAUCCAACACUUUGUUUACGCUUACAGAAUAAGGGUUCCAUUCUUUGUUGACCUCAGCCAACCUGCAGACUUCUCUCUCAAUCACACCAUCAACAUGUACCUAACAACGGAGAAGGGAAUCUCUUUGGGUGUAUGGCACACAGUCCCUGAAAGUCUGUGGAAAGAGGCACAGGGGAAAGAUUUGGCCUGGUACCAGAACAGUUUAGGUGAUGGACGUCCGGUUUUCAUCUAUCUACAUGGCAACACAGGCACAAGGGCAGCACCUCAUCGGGUGGGAGUGGCGAAAAUUCUGAGUGCACUCGAUUAUCAUGUGCUGGUGCCUGACUACAGAGGGUUUGGAGACUCCACUGGUGAGCCGACUGAAGCUGGUCUGACCAAUGAUGCCAUCUACUUGUACAACUGGGUCAAAGCACGCUGUGGAAAGAGCCUGGUGGUUAUCUGGGGACACUCUCUUGGCACAGGAGUGAGCACUAAUACUGCUGCAAAACUGGCAGGACAAGGUGUGUUUUUUGAUGGUGUAAUCCUGGAAGGGGCAUUUAGCAUAGCUCAGCAGGGUAUGGAGCUACAUCACCCCUUUACCUGGUAUUACUGGAAAUUUCCAGGUAUGGGGCUCUUUUUCCCAGAGCCAUGGGCAGAAAACAAGUUCGUCUUUCCUACUGAGGAAAAUUUGGAAAAAAUGAGAAGCCCAAUCCUGUUGCUUCAUUCAGAGGAUGAUCACAUAGUUCCCAUUCAAGUUGCUCAGAAGCUUCAUGAGAUUGCAGUGAAUGCCCAGAAUGCUGACAGAGUCAAGUUGGUGCAGUUUGAAGGUUCUCUGGGGUACCUACACAACGGCCUAUACCGAGACCACCGUCUGCCUGACAUCAUAAAAACAUUUGUACUCUCCUUAUAAUAUCGGAAAGAUGAAUAACAUGGAGAAGAUUGCCACAAUAAACAGAGCCCUGAUUCAUCGGAUCAUUCACUAUUUUCAUGUGUUGUAUUUAUGGCUCCAUUCUGUUUUCUGCAUGUUUAAUAAUUGUCAUUCACUUUGAAUAUCUGUUUCUAUCUUUUGGCCAUUAUGAAUAUUUUUGUUGAUCACACUUGUUUCAGUGAACAAAUGUUGCAGUAGAUGCCCUCUGCAAGGCUUUUUUUGUGUUGACUAAUCAGUCAAUAAGUCAUAAUUACAAAUGUUGAGGUUUCAACAUUUCAAAAUAAAACAGGAAGAACAUCUUGCGAUUUCCUGUUCUAUCAUCUCAUUUUCUGAAUGUGUGUUCUGAAAAUUCAGUAUUUGUUGAUUCAGCUUUUGACUUCAGUCAUUUUAAAGUCUUACUUCUUUAUUUCAUCCCUGAUUAUGGGGAUGUUUUGUACAUGAAUGCCUCUGCUCAGAGUUCAUAUGUUGGACAGGGUGUCUCAUGGAGCUCUGGGAUUUAUCACAAACUGUGGAUUUCUCACUCACCAUCAUUCUUUAUAUUCUGAAGUCAACUGGACUUCUUUGAGUCCACAUCAUCUUGGACGUUGGUACGUCUUCAUUUAUAAAGCCAUCCUAGGCAAAGUCCCGGACCACCUUUCCUCUCUUUCAAUCUUAAAGGAUCGAUUGCUCAACCUCUGUUCAUUUGACUUUGUACUGUUUGUUUUUCCCAAAGUCUGAAAUGAGUUUAUUUGGUUUUCUGCUCCCUUUGCUUGGAACAAUCUGCAGACUGAAUUUAAACUACAAAACCUUGUGACUCUGAAUGUUUUUAAAUCUUUACUGAAAUCUCUUCAGUCCAAACGUUCUGUAUGCCACUGUUGUAGCUGAUGUUUUGUCAUUACUGCAUUUAUUGUUCAUUUUCUGUUUUAGCUUUAGUGUGUUUGAUUGUUGAAGCCGUGUUGCUGCCGUUCUUGGCCAGGUCUCCCUCUUAAGAGAUCUCUGAUCUAAAUGGGCCUAACCUGGUCAAAUAAAGGUUAAAUAAAACAAAACAGGAGUUUACAUUUUAAUGUGAUGUCAGGUUGAUUACAGUAAAUUUUACUUUUUUUUGUUAAAAUCAGUAACUGACUGUCUUAUAUGCUGUUGCCAAAUGAAACUCCAUAAAAAAGGAGAAUGCCAUCCAUGCCUCAAACCUCAUUUUGUACUACUGUGUAUAAAUGCACAUUUAGAUUCUUUAUUUGAUUAUUGAAAUAUCAUUAAAAAAUAAAUUAUAAAAUUAA
Messenger RNA from Cheilinus undulatus (humphead wrasse), 2484 nucleotides. RefSeq lists its product as uncharacterized. The coding region runs from base 161 to 1213 and encodes 350 amino acids. Lineage: Eukaryota; Metazoa; Chordata; Actinopteri; Labriformes; Labridae. Gene Ontology annotation, cellular component: endoplasmic reticulum membrane. The transcript has 13 exons. The record is from RefSeq and is a predicted model, not a curated record. Gene Ontology annotation, molecular function: monoacylglycerol lipase activity; phosphatidylcholine lysophospholipase A1 activity. Gene Ontology annotation, biological process: phosphatidylserine catabolic process; monoacylglycerol catabolic process.